Messenger RNA from Leptosia nina, 2508 nucleotides. NCBI's taxonomy places the organism in Eukaryota, Metazoa, Arthropoda, Insecta, Lepidoptera, Pieridae. The record is from the annotation of a GenBank genome assembly.
AUGCCAAUCGGUAACAUCAGCAAGGACUCCACGCCGAAGCGCGAAACCUUCCGACCGCCCUGGGUAAAAGAUAAGGAUGCAGAAGCACCACCACCCUGGACCCAGAGGAAAUUGAAACCAGUGGAUACUGUUCCUAAAGCAACAGUUAGUUCAGAUGAGCCAAGUGUUAAACCUUUAAAACCCGUUUUAAAGAAACAAUCGACAGUAAGAGAAGUUAGUAACGGUUCGUCAGAACCCGUAGAAGAAAAACUAGUAAAGCCCUCGAUUGCCAAACAGGCAGAUCGAGCAUCGAGACCGUCCGAUGAAAAACCCAAAUUUAUAAAAGCCGCAAUCAAAACGAUUGAGAAAAAACCCACAGAAGACAAGCCAUUAACUAAUGCAGUUUUAAAAACUAAUAACACUAAUACCACUAAAGCUGAAGAGAAAAAGGGGGCGGAGGAAAAGGUAGCCUCAACGAAGACAAUUAAACCCCAAAAAGUAAUAGCGAACAGUGAUAAAAAACCCGCUGAAAAAACUGUAAAGAUACAAGAGAAACCAACACUUAAGAGUGUUAAAACAAUCGACGACAAAGCUAAAGAGAAUUCCGUUGGUAUAACUGAUAAGAAAGUUAAUAAAAAUGAUACAAAUAAAGCAAACGUAGCUAAUGAUAUAACUGUGAACGGCAAAGGAAUCCCGAACUCUUUAAUAAAAGAAAACAAAUUAGAUAAGACAGAAAAAUCAAAGGAAGAAAAAGUAGCUAUGGCUACCAAACCACCAACGCCUUUAGAAAAAUCUCCUUCUAAGCUUCCGCCUCGUAAACCUUUACAAAAGGCACCAUCUAAAGACGACGUCAUGAUGAAAAAGUGGAGAGAUCCGCUUCACGAACGUGUAAAGGAAAACAUCGACAAGACCUUAGCAAAUGAAAUACCAAAAGGGCAUACUCUCACAAAAAAUGAGAGCUUAAGAAGUUUGUUAAAGCCGACGCCACCCCCUCCACCACCUCCAGCGCCGCCAAAACUACCUCCACCACCUGAAUUUAAAAAGCCGCAGUUAGACCCGGAAAAACUAAAAAAAAUAGAACAACUUCGCAGUAGACCGAGAAGGCGACCGGACUGGAGCGAUAUGAUGAAGGAAGUGGAACAGGGCAGGAAAUUAAAACAUGUCGUAUGCAAUGAUCGAUCCCAACCAAUCAUAACGCGAUCGGUAGUUGUGAAAAAUAAAGGACAGUUCAUAUUUGAAUCUGAGAAACCGAACUCGCAUAAUAAUUUGCUUAAAGAGAUUUCUAAAGGUAUUAAAUUGAAGAAAGUGAAGACUAAUGAUAGAAGUAAACCUAACUUAGAAGGGCUGAGAAAAUUCAGAAGGCAAAUGACGAUUGAGGAACAGGUGCAAAAGUCUAUGUCACAAGCCAAUCUAGCAGCUGCACCAGGCGUACCAGUGCCAGAGGUACCUGCAGCGGAAGAAGAAGAAAUCGAUGAGAUGGAUGACAUCGAUAAAGUUAGAGAUGAUCUUCAAUCCACAAAACAACUACUGGCUAUAGAGUUGAGAAACAAGGAGGCACAGGAAAGAGAAAAUAAGAGAUUAUUGACAAGGAUACAAAAUUUAGAAGCCGAAUUAGCUAGAGAAAGAGCAUUUAUAAAACAAGAACAACACAAGACUGUCAUAUCUGUUACAGACGCUUACGACGAACGAUUGGUGAAUAGUUUAAAAAUGGAGGUGGAAAAAGCUAAGGAAACAGCUGACAGCUUACAAAAACAGUAUUUACAAGCGGCUGAAGACAGAGAUGAUGCUCUGACUGAACUAGAAGAGGUGAAACGAAAAAAUUCGGAACUAGAAAAGAAAUUAGAACAGGCCUUAGCAGGAAUAGUACCCACAAAUGUCAGUUCAAGACGAGCUAGCCAUGCCAUCAAGCAAUUGUCUGUCACAAAGGAUGACAGCUUUGAAGAAGAAGAUCAAUCUGAAGAAGAAGAAGAAGAGUCUGAAGAGAAAAAACAAAAACGCUUGGAGAAAGAGGUACGAAACAUGAGAAACAAAAUAAGACACUUAAAAGAGAAACAAGAUAAUAUGAAACGAGAGAGAAUGGCUUACAAAAUGUCUUUGAAGAAUCAACAGGCAGCUUUAAAAAUAGAAAAGAAGAAAUACAAAGAAUUAAAACGCGAAGUCGAUAAAAUGGCUGCAAUGAUGAAAGAAGUGGGCUCCGAGGAAGACGAGGACGAAGAGGAUGAAGAGGAAGAAUCUGAAGACGAAAAGAAGAGUGGAUCAGAGGAAGAAGAGACGGAGACAGAGACAGAACAGGAUACAGAAAGCGAAACAGAGAGUGAAAGCGAGCCAGAGGAUGCACCUCUACCAAAGAAGAAAGACAAUCUGAAUACACGACUUAAAAGACACGAGACCCGCGUAAAUGCAUUGAAGAAAGGAAACACAUUGCUAAUGGCAAAUGUAGAUAGGCUUAAGGACGAUGUUCUUAAACAGAAAGAGAUGUCUCUUUCUUUGCAAAAGGAGUUAGAUUCUCUUAUUGAAGAUCUCGAGUAG